GCCUGACUGUGUCACGUGAUGGAGGAAUGGUGGGCGGGACGCAGAGUGUAGCGCGCCCGGUAGUGGCGCAGUUCGGGAAGGUUUGAAUGUAGUGAGAGAAGUAGCGGCAGUCACGUGACAGCGGCGGGCCCCCGGUGUGCCGGGAACGUAACAGCAAUGGGCAAAAGAAAGGAAACCAGCCCACUGGGUGCCUCUGGACACGGUAAAAGAGCAAGGCCAGAUGAUGAUGAUCAAGAUUCUUCUUCUGGAGAGGGGUCUCAGGCAGUCACUGCUGAUGUUGGGAUCAUUGAAAGCAUUUCCCUGAAGAACUUUAUGUGUCAUGCAAUGCUUGGACCCUUUCGAUUUGGACCAAAUGUCAACUUCGUUGUUGGGAACAAUGGAAGUGGUAAGAGUGCUGUUCUUACAGCUCUGAUUGUGGGUCUGGGCGGCAAAGCUGCUACAACCAACAGAGGUUCAUCAAUAAAAGGAUUUGUCAAAGAUGGACAGACGUCUGCGGAUGUAUCCAUAACAUUGCGUAAUCGAGGCGCAGAUGCUUUUAGACCUGAAGUGUAUGGAGACUCUAUUGUUGUUCAGCAGCAUUUAACUAUAGAUGGAAGUCGCAAUUAUAAACUAAAAAGUAAAACAGGAACCAUUGUUUCGUCAAAGAAGGAAGAACUUGUCUCAAUCCUAGACCAUUUUAACAUACAGAUUGACAACCCAGUGUCUGUUCUAACUCAAGAAAUGAGUAAACUGUUUUUGCAGUCGAAGAAUGAAUCUGACAAGUACAAGUUUUUUAUGAAAGCUACACAGCUGGAACAGAUGAAGGAAGAUUAUUCCUACAUCAUGGAAACAAAGGCCAGAACAGAUAACCAAAUUAAUUUUGGUGAAGAGAAACUGCAAGAGCUUAAGCAGGAUUGCAUAGUAAAAGAGGAUAGAUUUAAAAAUCUGGCAUCCUUGGGUGAAAUGAAGGAGAAGUUAGAAGAUCUCAGCCGUAACAUGGCCUGGGCAGUGGUAAUCGAGAUGGAGAAACAGCUAAACCCAGUUAGGGAACAAAUAGCUGCAGAAGAGGGGCGCACAGUGAAGUUUGAGCAGAAGAUCAGUGAAUGGCAGGAAAAAGUUAACAGUUGUGAUGGAAAUUUCCGAGAUAUACAGGGGAAGCUGGAAAUGAUCAGCCAGGAGGCUCAGGCAUUGAAACCACAGUGCUUAGCAUUAAAAGAUGAUGUGCAGCAAAGGAAGAAGGCCUACAAUGAAUCUGAGGUCCUAUUUAAUAGGCACAGGCUGGAACUAAGACGUCUGGAAAGGGAUGCACAGCAGCUGCAGAUGCGCAUUGAAGAGUUGCAGAACAGCGCUGAUAAUGCUUCUGAAGAAGAAAAGAUGGAGAGACUGAGACAAAUAGACCUGCUGAAGCAUAAAGUGAUAGAACUAGCAGCUCAAGACGUCACAACUACUGAGCAGAUGAACCAGUUCCAGCAUGCAAUAUACAGGGACAAAGAAGAGCAAACCAACCUGCUUAAUCAAGAGCGGGAUCUCAAAUAUCGGAUGGAUAGACUAAGAAGGCAAAUAAGGGAAUUUCAGGACAGCAGAACAGACAGACUGAAGAGAUUUGGCCAAAAUAUGCCAUCUCUUUUAGCAGCAAUUGAUGAGGCCUUCAGACAGGGCCGUUUCAGGAAAAAACCCAUUGGACCUUUGGGUUCUUGCAUUCGUCUAAAAGACCCACAGCUUGAUCUUGCUGUGGAAAGUUGUCUGAAGUCCCUGCUCCUUGCUUUCUGCUGUGAUAAUCACCAAGAUGAGAGAACUCUGCAAAAUCUGAUGUCAAGGGAAUUCCCGCAUGGUCAACGUCCAUCAAUCAUUGUAAAUGAGUUCCGAGACCGAGUUUAUGAUGUCUCACAACGUGCUGCUCACCAUCCUAAUUACCCAACUGUAUUCACUGCUUUGGAGAUUGAAAACCCUGUGGUUGCCAACUGCCUGAUUGACAUGAGGGGAAUCGAAACAGUGCUACUCAUUAAGAAUAAUAGUGAGGCUCGAGAGGUAAUGCAGAAGAGACAACCACCCAGAAACUGCAGAGAAGCUUUUACUGCGGAUGGAGACCAAGUGUUUAAAAACCGCUACUAUUCAUCAGACUUUGUCCGAUCCAAAUACCUGAGCCGAGACGUGGACGUGGAAAUCGGGCACUUGGAAGGAGAAGUCCAAAAUGUGUCCUCCCAACUAUACACAAUGCAGCAAAGGGUUCUUUCCUUAAAAAGUGAUAUCAUGAAAAAUGAAACCCUUCUACAGCAGCAUCAUGGCACAAAGAAAACGAUACAGGACCAACUCAGAAAAUCUAAUGCUCGUAUAACAGAUCUGGAAAGUGUAGAGGAGCCGUCAUCUAAUGACAUUUCAACAUUGGAAAUUGAAUUGCAGGAAGACAAGAGAAAGAUUGAGCUGGUGAGGUUUCAGAUGGAGGAGACUCAGAAGAGCAUGGAACACCUAAAAUCUCUGCUUGUGAACUCUGAGUGUCAGUAUGAGAACAUAAAAAAGAAAAUCAGUUCUGUGUCUGAGUUGGCGGAUCCAGUAAAGGAAGAACUUCAUAAAGCAGAGCAAGAGGUAGAUAAUUGUAAGCGUCAUAGGAAACAUUAUGAGGAAAAGCUCCGCCAGCAUUUGCAGGGAAUAGAGAAAAACAAGCGUGAGUUGAGGGUCAAAGAAAGUGACUUGGAGGGUAAAAUCUCUCAAGCAAAGCAGAUUUAUCCUGAAAGAAUUGAAGUCACUCAAAGUGCUAAAAGUCUGGAUGCAGAAAUUAACAAACUGAGAGCAAAGAUCAACUCAGAGCGCGAACUUCAUGGAAAUCGAGAAGAGAUUAUAAAAGAAUACCAUGCCUCAAAAGAGAAAUAUCAGGAAAUGGAUAGUAAAGUUAAAAAUCUUAAGAAGUUUGUUAAACUGUUGGAAGACAUAAUGACACAGCGAUAUAAAAUGUACCAGCAAUUCCUCAGAUAUCUAAGUUUGCGAUGCAAGUUUUACUUUGACUCCUUACUUUCCCAGCGAGGCUACUCUGGAAAAAUCUCAUUUGACCACAAGAAUGAGACGCUCUCUAUUACCGUCCAGCCUGGAGAAGUCAGUAAGGCUUCAUUAUCUGACAUGAGAUCCCUAUCUGGAGGCGAACGAUCAUUCGCAACUGUUUGUUUUGUUCUUUCUCUAUGGUCGAUUGCUGAAUCGCCUUUCCGAUGUCUGGAUGAAUUUGAUGUAUACAUGGACAUGGUGAAUAGACGGAUAUCCAUGGACAUGAUACUUACCAUGGCCGAUUCUCAGAGGUUUCGCCAGUUCAUUCUUUUAACCCCACAGAAUAUGAGCUCCCUGCCAUCCAGCAAUCUCAUCCGAAUUCUUCGAAUGCAAGAUCCUGAACGAGGACAAACUACAUUACCUUUUUUGCCAACGAACCAGCAAGAUGAGGAAACAGAAGAUUAAAUUCUUCAGCAUGCUGCCUGAAGACCCUACCUAAGUGAAUGGAGAAGAUUAUAGUCCAUUUUAAAUGCUGUUUGUCACAAUUUCAGACAUAUCAAACAGAACAUAGGCUGAAAAAGGCACCAGUAGAGGUUACCUUCUGUGAAAUUUUGAUUAUUAAAAAAA
Rana temporaria (common frog) is the source of this 3579-nucleotide messenger RNA. It is a transcript of the gene SMC6, whose product is annotated as structural maintenance of chromosomes 6. Gene Ontology annotation, molecular function: damaged DNA binding; single-stranded DNA binding. Gene Ontology annotation, cellular component: nucleus; site of double-strand break; Smc5-Smc6 complex. Gene Ontology annotation, biological process: double-strand break repair via homologous recombination. NCBI's taxonomy places the organism in Eukaryota, Metazoa, Chordata, Amphibia, Anura, Ranidae. The record is from RefSeq and is a predicted model, not a curated record. The transcript has 27 exons. The coding region runs from base 157 to 3417 and encodes 1086 amino acids.